Messenger RNA from Guyanagaster necrorhizus, 999 nucleotides. RefSeq lists its product as uncharacterized. The record is from RefSeq and is a predicted model, not a curated record. Lineage: Eukaryota; Fungi; Basidiomycota; Agaricomycetes; Agaricales; Physalacriaceae. Bases 1 to 999 code for a protein of 332 amino acids. The transcript is spliced from 4 exons. Gene Ontology annotation, molecular function: translation initiation factor activity; metallopeptidase activity; protein binding. Gene Ontology annotation, cellular component: eukaryotic translation initiation factor 3 complex; cytoplasm.
AUGUCUGAGAAUAACAGGUCUUCUCUCCAGGUUGUUUCCAAAAUUCUCAAACAUGCUCGGGAGGCCCCUGCUACUUCCGCCCAUGGUCUGCUGCUAGGGCUCGAUCUCGACGGCAUCUUGGAAGUAUCCAACUCCUUCCCUCUCCCUCAUCACAGUGGUGAUGAGGACGACAAAUCUUCAAAAUUUGCCGCUCGGUAUCAGGCGUCGAUGCUUCGCUCGCUCAAAGAAGUUCAAGCAGACGAUAGUGUCGUCGGAUUUUAUCAGGCUACGACGCUGGGAGCAUUCUUCCAUCAAAAUCUAGUCGACACGCAGGCUAUACACCAUGAUAAACUUCGGCAUGGUGGAAUAGUUGUUGUCCAUGACAUAACACAAACUGCGCGGGGUAACGCCUCCUUCCGUGCUUUUCGCUUGACUGCCGCCUUCUUGGAUGCGUACAAGACGUCCAACUUCAAUACAGCAAGUCUAGUAAGCCACCGCCUAACGUUCUCGACAAUAAUGGAAGAAGUCCCCCUCAAAAUCCGUACCAACCCUCUCCUCAGCUCAUUCCUCGGGUCGCUCUCUGAGAGAUAUUCGACUGCCCUGUCCGACUCACCGCCAUAUGCGGCAGCCGAUUCAGCGCUUCCUCCUUCGUUUUCAGUCUUGGACUUGGGCUCAGCAGGCCUGACCAAGAAUUUAGAGCAGAUAGCCGAGGCCCUUGACAGCUACCGAACUGAGGAAGGCAAUCUGGCGUAUUUGUCGCGACAAAUUGCUCGAGAGCGUUCACGGGCAGACAACUAUGUGAUGAAACGCAAGGAGGAGAACAUUACCCGGGUGGCACAGGGUCAGGCGCCUCUUCCGGAAGAGGAUGUUACGCGGUUGUUCAAAAUACCAGCGGAGCCGAGUCGCCUGGAAAGUCUGUUAUUAUUGGGUCAGGUGGAUGCAUAUGCGAAGAGUCUGGCAGGGACAGCCAGUAAUGGGCUGGUGAAGAUGUAUGCCGCGAGGGCCGGUAGCAAUGUUUGA